AUGAAGUUCGCCGGCCUCCUCCCGCUGGCCGCGCUUAGCUCCGCCAUCGUCCUUCCUGACGAGGCCAUACUUCGCGAGCUUGCCACUCAAUCCGACAAGCUCGCAGCUCCGGAACAUCCGGUCGCCGACCUGAAGGGUGCCCUCGACGACCUCGUUGACGACGCCAGGGAUGACUUUGAGUCCGUCGAGUUCGGUCUACGAGAGUCCUUCCAUGACGCCAAGGAUGCCCUCGAUGAUGCCUUUGAACGGAUAGUCGACGCCGAGGAGUCCGUCUGGGAUCAGAUCCACGAGAGUGGCUUCGACGUCGAGGGCUGGCUGCGGAGUGGCUCCCCACGCCGUCCCAAGCACUUUGACUUUGAUGGUCCUCCCAGACCACACCCGCAUGGUGACCGCCCACCUCCACCUCCACCACAUGGCGACCACCCACCGCCGCCUCCUCCUCCACAUGGCGACCACCCACCACCACCUCCCCAUGGCGACCACCCGCCACCUCCAUAUGGGAAGCAUCUCGCCCCUCCUCCCCAUGGCAAGCAUCUCCCUCCGCCUCCGCCUCCGCCAUUCCAUCGUCACCGUGAAGGCGAAUUUCCCCCUCCCCCUCCCCCUCCUCAUGAUGAGCCUCCGCAUGAGAGGCCUCCCCACGAUGGCCCUCCUCAUCCCAGACCUCCUCAUGAUGGACCGCCUCACGACAGGCCACCGCACAAGGGAAGGCCGGAUCAUCCACCGCGCCACAAGCCUAACCAGACCGUUUACGAGCUGAUUGCCAAGUCCAAGUAUACCACUAAGCUGGCGAAGCUGAUCAACGAUGAUGCCGAGCUGGUUGAGUUGCUGAAUGGCACGACAGCCAACUUCACUGUCUUCGCCCCUACGGACAAGGCCUUUGAGAAGAUCCCCAAGCACAAGGAGCCCAGCAAGGAAUUCAUCAAGAAGCUCCUCCUGUACCAUGUGUCGCCCGACUUCUACCCUGCUGGCCGUGUCCUUCACACCCACACCAUCCCUACGCUCUACAAGGAGCCGGCUCUUGGUGGCGAUGACUUCGCGCAGCGCUUGAGUGUGAACAUUGGCUUCAAGGGGUUGACGCUGAACUUCUACAGCCGCAUCGUCGCUAUCGACAUUUUCGGCACAAAUGGUGUUAUUCACGGUCUUGACACCAUUCUCAUCCCCCCGCCCAAGGCAGCUGAUAUCAUCUCCCUUCUGCCUGGAGAGUUCUCAACCGUUACCCUUGGCCUGGAGAAGACUGGUCUCUUUGACCUUCUGAACAGCACUGAUCAUGCUGGCGGUACUUUCUUCGCUCCCUCCAACUGGGCCUUUAAGAAGCUCGGUCCCCGCAUCAACGCCUUCUUGUUCAGCUCCUACGGCGAGAAGUAUCUCAAGGCCCUGCUCAAGUACCACAUCGUUCCCGAGCAGACCCUUUACUCAGAUGCCUUCUACCGUCCGUCGAAAGACGACGAUGAGCAUAGCCAGAGAUCCUUCCACGUCGAUCUGCCAACCCUGCUCGACGACAAGGCUCUCAGCGUUGACAUUGGGUAUUAUGGUCCUUUCACCGAGAUCAAGAUCAACGGCUUCUCGCGUGUGGCUAUCCAGAACGGCAUCGCCAAGGACGGUGUCAUUCAAGUCGUUAGCAGCGUUUUGAUCCCGCCGAGGACUGCGGAAACGAAGGACUUCUGGGAGGGUGAACACCUGAGCGUCGAAGAAUUCAAGGCAAGGCUGGAGCCUUUCGUCGAGUCUGACGAGUCCGAAGCCGAGGACCUUGGCUGGGGCGAGCUUUGA
Messenger RNA from Lasiodiplodia theobromae, 1767 nucleotides. Its product is annotated as Fasciclin domain family protein. Lineage: Eukaryota; Fungi; Ascomycota; Dothideomycetes; Botryosphaeriales; Botryosphaeriaceae. The transcript is spliced from 2 exons. The coding region runs from base 1 to 1767 and encodes 588 amino acids. The record is from RefSeq and is a predicted model, not a curated record. Gene Ontology annotation, cellular component: fungal-type vacuole membrane. Gene Ontology annotation, biological process: macroautophagy.